Messenger RNA from Acyrthosiphon pisum (pea aphid), 1150 nucleotides. It is a transcript of the gene Nubp1, whose product is annotated as NUBP iron-sulfur cluster assembly factor 1. Gene Ontology annotation, cellular component: cytosol. The record is from RefSeq and is marked validated. The transcript is spliced from 8 exons. Gene Ontology annotation, molecular function: ATP-dependent FeS chaperone activity; ATP binding; 4 iron, 4 sulfur cluster binding. The coding region runs from base 123 to 1064 and encodes 313 amino acids. NCBI's taxonomy places the organism in Eukaryota, Metazoa, Arthropoda, Insecta, Hemiptera, Aphididae. Gene Ontology annotation, biological process: iron-sulfur cluster assembly.
GACUUGUACUUCUACAGGAAAUUAGGAAACACUAAAUAUUAAUAGUACUUGUCUCAGAGACGGGUUUUUAUUAGAUUCUUUAAAUUCAAAUGCUACAAGUAACGGAUUUUUUAAAAUAAUUAAUGGAUCCUAACAUUCCUAAUCAUUGUCCAGGCACAGAUAGCUCAUCUGCCGGUCAAGUAUCUGCAUGUCAAGGAUGUCCAAACCAAAAUAUUUGUGCAUCUGGUGUAACUCAACUUCCUGACCCAGCUUUAGAAGUGUUAAAACAUCGACUGUCUUCAGUAAAGUAUAAAAUACUAGUACUGUCUGGUAAAGGUGGAGUAGGUAAAAGUACAUUCACAUCGUUAUUAGCUAGAGUAUUGGCCAAUGAAAAUGAACAGAAAAAUAUUGGAGUCUUAGAUGUUGAUAUUUGUGGACCAUCACUUCCUCUUGUAUUUGGUGUUCAAGAUGAAAAUAUACAUCAAAGUGGAUCAGGAUGGUCUCCUGUGUUUGUUGAAGAGAAUUUAUCAAUCAUGUCUGUUGGAUUUUUGCUAGAAAGUAAGGAUGACGCUGUAAUUUGGAGGGGUCCCAAGAAAAAUGCUAUGAUCAAACAAUUUUUGACUGAAGUUGAUUGGGGUGACACAUUGGAUUAUUUGAUUGUUGAUACUCCACCAGGAACUUCUGAUGAACACCUUUCAUUAGUUCAAUUCCUUAAAUCAACCGAUAAUUUUUCAGCAGUCGUCGUAACUACUCCUCAAGAAGUAUCUUUGUUAGAUGUCCGUAAAGAAUUGGAUUUUGCCAGAAAAGUUGGAUUACCUGUAUUGGGUGUGGUUGAAAAUAUGUCGGCUUUUGUUUGUCCUAAAUGUAAAGUGACAUCUGAAAUAUUUCCAAAAAACACUGGAGGUGCUGCUCAGAUGUCAUAUGAAAUGGGCGUUCCAUUCCUUGGAUCAGUCCCGUUAGAUCCUUCUUUGGGACAAUGUUGCGAUGAAGGUGUCAACUUUAUUCAAAAAUAUGCUAGAUCACCAACAGUUGUGGCUAUUAAAAAUAUUGUUGAAAAUUUAACCAGGAAUUUACAAUCAAUGUGAUUGAGAUGUGAAUUGUGAUAUGUUUUUAAUUAUAUAAUACUCUAUAUUAUUUGUAAUAAACAUAAAAUAUUUGUCUACAUAAGAAA